AUGCAGAGACCUCUGCCCUGCGAUUUCACAAGCGUCCCUCCCCACCCUCUCAUAUAUGCUUCGCUGGAACCUGCACACUCACCCCAUCGACUACGACGCAUAGACCUUCACCGACCGCGAACGAAGUACACGGUGGGGCGGGGUCCUCUCAACGACUUUGUGCUAGGGGAAGAAUAUUCUGGGCAGAUUGACUGGACGCACUGCACGCUUUUGAGUGACGAGCAAGGCGAUGUGCGUAUAGUCGACAACUUCACGACGAACGGUAUAUGGGUCGAUCUUCGGCGCCUAGCGCCAGGCGAAUCUUGCAUACUGAGAGAUGGGGACUCCGUCCGCUUUGGUUUAUGCGCCCUCACCCAUUGCAACCCGAGUAACUAUAUGACGAAAUCAUACGCGAGGGGCACCAACCACUGUUAUACCUUCCACUCGUUUGUCACGAAGGACCCCCCUGGCCUAUCUCCCUCAGACUUCGAGCUUCGAAAACAGACGCGAGAGCUGGAGAGCAGCAAGCUCAGUGUUUUGCAGGAACGCCUACGCUUAGAUCGCCAGCUACAGAACAUCGAAGAAGAGCAACGUCGAAUCACUCUAUCAAUGCGGGAGGUACCACCCACGAAGGACCCUGAUACGGUGAAGAAUGCGCAGUCUCGCUACGACAUGUAUGCGAUGGGAAUUCGUCGACAUUAUCCGGAUUUCUUUCCUCCAGACGUGCGCGACUUUCGGCCGCAGCCCUGGCUCCCCCCCGACGUGAGCAGUGAAGAUGAAGAGAACGGGGCCCUCUUUAACAUGUAUCGCUCAUUUGGAGCGCCACCGAACAAGCGCCCUCCUCCCCUCGAGAACAACUACCGGGUAUUUGAAUUCACGAGGGUCAUCCACCACGACGACGCACCUGACUGGUCCCAUCCCGACAUCGUCUGGGGAGAACUGCAGUGUUUGAACCUGAGCAAGCCGUUGAACGUGCCCCCGUCUAUCAUCUUCUGGUCCAUAGUCCAUCGCCUGCCCGUCUACAUGCAUCCCGACUAUCGCUCCAUGGCGGGACGUGGACCCUAUGCGCAUCCGCAUGCGGUCAGUGAAUACGUCUUCUCCGACGAAUCCGCUGCGCAAUCCCGCAUUGAUCUCGGUCUUCCGCCGCUCGAGAACCCGUAUCCCCUUCGCCCUGCCAAAGCUAUGCAAGUAGCGAAAGGAAGAACUGUUGGGAAGGAGAGCGAGAUCGCAGAGCGCGUAGCUCUUCUCCAAAAGAAGGGCGAACUGCCUGCCACGCCUGCCACAGCUCAAUCUUCAGCCGCAACAACUUUUCACGAAAGUGGUCUAUCGCCAAAGCCAACAUCUACGUCUUCCAAGCGCCCGCGCGUGAGCGAUGUAGAACUCCCUUCCGAAAGCGUUACCGAACCCGCUCGCAACUCUUCGUCUUCACCUUCGCCUUCUGAUGAUAAGCAUGCAUCUACGGACUCAUUGCACUCGUCAGAUAUCAAGUCGGACGGUGUCAUUGAUCCAAGCACCACAGCAACGGCCAGCCGGUCCGCCCCGCCCCGCGCCCCCAAACGUCGCAAAACCUCACAUUCGCCCGCUCCGAGUCCCACUGCUUGUAGCACACCCGCUUUCACAUCGGAUGAACCCAAGCAUAUCCCUCGCAUGUCACCGGAGCCUCUGACCCCUACAGAAGAGCCUUCUAUCUCAGCCAUCGUAUCCGAACCGCACCCUAUUGAGCCCGCUCACCCGAGUGCCGAUUCAGAACCGGAGGACUCCGUCGUUGCAGGAGAAACGGCGUCAGAGGCGGUUCCGGAUUCUCAUACUACACCUACGCGCACUGCGACUGAUGAUUGA
Peniophora sp. CBMAI 1063 is the source of this 1818-nucleotide messenger RNA. The record is from the annotation of a GenBank genome assembly. NCBI's taxonomy places the organism in Eukaryota, Fungi, Basidiomycota, Agaricomycetes, Russulales, Peniophoraceae.